AGCGCCCAUUCUUCAGGAUAAUAAUGUUCCGUGCUCCCAUUGUGCCGCGCGCCAGGAAGAGACGGGUCGAUGACGGAGCGCCUGGACGUGAGGAGGUGAAGUUCAAAGAUGUGAGGCUGUACCUGGUGGAGAGGAAGAUGGGACACAGCAGGAGGCGCUUUCUGACACAGCUGGCCCGGUCCAAGGGCUUCAUUGUGGACGACCAUCUCAGCGAUGAUGUCACUCACGUGGUGUCGGAGGAGAGCCACGCGUCGUCUCUCUGGUCCUGGCUGAAGGGUUGUAACCUGAAAAGUCCCUCCGUGGCUCAAGUGCUGCACAUCAGCUGGUUCACUGACAGCAUGAGGGCCGGGAAUCCGGUUGCCGUGGAGACCAGACACCUCAUUCAGGAGCCUCCCGGGGCCACCAGAGAAGCCACCCAGCUCAGCCCAGGGGUCAGCGUUUCUGAAUAUGCCUGUCAGAGACAGACAAGCCUGGAAAAUAAAAAUGAUAUCUUCACGGACGCUUUUGAAGUACUGGCCGAGAGCUACGAAUUCAAUGAGAUGGAAGGACCAUGUUUGGCCUUCAGGAGAGCCGCGUCCGUCUUGAAGAGUCUGCCCCGGGCGGUGAGGAGUAUGGGGGCCACAGAGGGCCUGCCCUGCCUGGGGGAGCACACCAAGACAGUCAUGCAGGAGAUCCUUCAGUACGGUCGCUCCUUGAAAGUGGAAAGCGUUCUCACCAAUGAGAGGUAUCAAACAUUGAAGCUGUUCACAAGCGUGUUCGGAGUCGGACCGAAGACGGCGGACAAGUGGUACCGCAGAGGGCUUCGCUCCUUCGCUGACGUUCACUCUGAGCCCACCAUUCAACUGAACAAGAUGCAACAAAGCGGUUUCCUGUAUUAUGGAGACAUCUCCAGGGCUGUCAGCAAAGCGGAGGCCCGGGCCCUGGGGGGAGUUAUUGACAAAGCUGUCCGCAUGAUCACGUCCAGUGGCGUAGUCUCGCUGACAGGUGGCUUUCGCAGGGGGAAGGAGUUUGGUCAUGACGUGGACUUUCUAGUGACCACCACCGAGGAGGGGAAGGAGCGGAGUCUGAUACCCGAGAUCAUCCGCAGACUGGACAAGCAAGGGAUUCUGCUUUUCUGUGACUACCAGGAGUCCACCUUUGACCUUUCAAAGCUGCCGUGUCGCAGGUUUGAGGCCAUGGACUUUUUUGCCAAGUGUUUCCUGAUUCUUCGAUUGGAUGGGAGCCUGGUGGACGGUGGUCUCCACAGGGCUGAGGGGGACGACCGCGGGUGGAGGGCAGUGCGCGUGGACUUGGUGUCUCCACCGAUCGACCGGUAUGCCUUCGCCCUCCUGGGCUGGACCGGCUCAAAGCAGUUUUUAAGGGACCUGAGGAGGUUCGCAAGGAAGGAGCGGCGGAUGCUUCUGGACAAUCAUGGGCUCUUUGACAAAACAAAGAUCCGGUUCCUGGCAGCCACCACCGAAACCGACAUAUUCGCCCAUCUGGGUCUGGAGUACAUUGAGCCUUGGCACAGAAACGCGUAGACAUCAACUCCUCCUCAACUUGAUGACGCCUCGCAAGUGCAACUUGGUUGACCUGUGAUUCACUUGUUUGUUAUUCUGCUGUAAAACAACAACUUGUGUUCUUGUUGCUUUGAGUGUCACGUUUCUGAUGCGGCUGAUUCGCGCUUGUUCUCAGGCAGUAAACACAUUUCACUUCCAUUCAAGGUUGCUUGUCUCCGAGUCUCAUAAUCACAUCCAACAGUGGAAGAUGAACCAAGCGAGCUGCUGAAGAGGAGAGAGGAAAAAGGUUGCGAUGA
This is a messenger RNA of Synchiropus splendidus (mandarinfish), 1795 nucleotides long. RefSeq names its product deoxynucleotidyltransferase, terminal (gene dntt). Lineage: Eukaryota; Metazoa; Chordata; Actinopteri; Syngnathiformes; Callionymidae. Gene Ontology annotation, molecular function: DNA nucleotidylexotransferase activity; DNA-directed DNA polymerase activity; DNA binding. The transcript is spliced from 11 exons. The coding region runs from base 24 to 1520 and encodes 498 amino acids. The record is from RefSeq and is a predicted model, not a curated record. Gene Ontology annotation, biological process: double-strand break repair via nonhomologous end joining. Gene Ontology annotation, cellular component: nucleus.